Molecule: messenger RNA, 1329 nt
Organism: Sapajus apella (tufted capuchin)
Lineage: Eukaryota; Metazoa; Chordata; Mammalia; Primates; Cebidae
Gene: ENDOV
Product: endonuclease V
Exons: 10
Coding region: 22-1002 (326 amino acids)
Biological process (GO): DNA repair
Cellular component (GO): nucleolus; cytoplasm
Molecular function (GO): single-stranded RNA binding; RNA endonuclease activity producing 5'-phosphomonoesters, hydrolytic mechanism
Source: RefSeq, a predicted model, not a curated record
GGCAACGAGGGAGAACGGCGCAUGCGCGAGUCGCCUCCGGAAAUGACGUGUGGAAGGGGCGCCCGGGACGGAGCAAUGGCCCAGGAGGCAGCUGGAUCGAUGUCGGAGGAAACGCUGUCACUGUGGAAACGGGAGCAAGCUCGGCUGAAGGCUCGCGUCGUAGACCGGGACACCGAGGCGUGGCAGCGGGACCCCGCCUUCUCGGGUCUGCGGAGGGUCGGGGGCGUUGACGUGUCCUUCGUGAAAGGGGACAGUGUCCGUGCUUGUGCCUCUCUGGUGGUGCUCAGCUACCCUGAGCUCGAGGUGGUGUAUGAGGAGAGCCGCAUGGUCAGCCUCACAGCCCCCUACGUGUCAGGCUUCCUGGCCUUCCGAGAGGUGCCCUUCCUGCUGGAGCUUGUGCGGCAGCUGCAAGAGAAGGAGCCGGACCUCAUGCCCCAGGUCCUUCUCGUGGAUGGAAAUGGGGUGCUCCACCACCGAGGCUUUGGGAUGGCCUGCCACCUUGGGGUCCUUACAGACCUGCCUUGCAUUGGGGUGGCCAAGAAACUUCUGCAGGUGGACGGGCUGGAGAACAACGCCCUGCACAAGGAGAAGAUCCGACUCAUGCGGGCUGGAGGGGACUCGUUCCCUCUGCUGGGAGGCUCUGGGACUGUCCUGGGAAUGGCCCUGAAGAGCCACAACCGCAGCACCAGGCCCCUGUACGUCUCUGUGGGCCACAAGAUAAGCCUGGAGGCAGCCGUGCGCCUGAUCUGCUGCUGCUGCAAGUCCCGCAUCCCAGAGCCGGUGCGCAAGGCUGACUUCUGCUCCCGAGAGCACAUCCGCAAGGCCCUGGGACACCCUGGACCCCCCGCACCAAGGAGCCUGAAGGCGCAGAGGCCAAAGGCAUGCCCCAGAGGAGACUCUGGAGAGUCCGCAGGUAGGGCGUCCAGUCCCCACAGACAGGCUGACCGUACCGCCUCAUGGGGACGCUGCAGCGCAGCCCAGCGCCAGCUGAGGCAGAGGUGACCACGGCCCCCGUUCGCCCCAUCAUCGGCUGUUCAGCGGUGGUCGUGGUGCCUCAGAGGACAGAUCUCUGCGGGGCCAAGUGUCGGAUCCUGGGAGUGCGUGGUCCAGCUCUCCUGGAGCCCACGGAGGGAUUCGGAGCACCAGGGCCACGUGGGCCACAGCUGCGCCUGCACGACGCCUACAGCCUCUGCGCCGCCCGCCCCUUGCAGUACAUAGAACUUGGUUUUCUUUUCCUUCUCGGGGUUCGUUUUUAAUUUUAUUUGUUUAUUUUUAUUGAUCUCGUUACCAUAAAAUGUAUUUGCAAAAUCAGGAUUCAUUUGCAAAGCA